This is a messenger RNA of Penaeus vannamei (Pacific white shrimp), 3553 nucleotides long. It is a transcript of the gene Uba4, whose product is annotated as Ubiquitin-like activating enzyme 4. Gene Ontology annotation, cellular component: cytosol; cytoplasm. Gene Ontology annotation, molecular function: URM1 activating enzyme activity; thiosulfate-cyanide sulfurtransferase activity; adenylyltransferase activity. The record is from RefSeq and is a predicted model, not a curated record. Lineage: Eukaryota; Metazoa; Arthropoda; Malacostraca; Decapoda; Penaeidae. Gene Ontology annotation, biological process: protein urmylation; tRNA wobble position uridine thiolation.
UAGAAAAUGGAUAGCACAACACUAGUUGCAAACUGAAUUACAGCCACUCACCACUAAUUGAAUGCACAUAAAUUUACUGAGAUGUUUUCUUCUUGGACUAAAGAAAAAUUAUUGAAGGCUAUGUGGCCUGAUGUUAGCACAUUUCAAGCAUUCAUAAGCCAUUCUGUGAAGAAAUGGAAGCCAGAACAAAAGAAGAGUUAUUAGAAGAGCUCAGAAAAAAGGAACUUGAAAUUCAGGCUUUAAAGGAGCAGCUUAAGAACCAGAGUAAAAAUUCUGCCAAAGAUGUUGAACUCUUUACACUAAAAGAUCUUCCAUGUCACAGUUUACCGAGGACAAAUGCAGAACUAGAUAAUAAAGGUAUUGCCAGGUAUUCUCGUCAGCUGAUCCUACCAGAACUUGGACCAAAAGGGCAAAAGAAAUUACUAAGUUCUUCUGUUCUAAUUGUUGGUUGUGGUGGUUUAGGUUGCCCAGCUGCUAUCUAUCUCGCUGCUGCUGGUGUUGGGCGCAUUGGACUACUCGAUUAUGAUGUUAUUGAAAUAAGCAACCUUCAUAGACAAGUGUUACACACAGAGGAACGGAUCGGUGUACCAAAAGCCGUUUCUAUAGCACAAUCUAUUACUGCACUGAAUAAGGAUGUUGAAGUGUUACCUUAUGACUUUGUGCUAACAAGUGAAGUAGCAUUACAAUUGAUAUCAAAAUAUGAUCUCAUUCUCGAUUGUACAGACAACGUUGCCACACGAUACCUACUCAAUGAUGCUUGUGUCAUGGCAGACAAACCUCUUGUGUCUGGAUCAGCCUUAAGAUACGAAGGACAGUUGACAGUUUACCAUUACAAAGGUGGCCCAUGUUAUCGCUGCCUUCAUCCAAAACCACCACCACCAGAGACUGUAACCAACUGCUCAGAUGGAGGAGUUUUAGGUGCAGUACCAGGAACAAUUGGUUGUCUACAGGCCCUUGAAGCUAUUAAGAUUAUUACUAACAUUGGAUCACCAUUAUCUCAAAGUCUCCUUCUCUUUGAUGGCUUGUAUGGGACAUUCAGGACUGUAAAACUGCGUGGUCACAAAAGUACCUGUGAAGUGUGUGGCGAUAAUCCUACCAUCACUAAACUCAUAGAUUAUGAACAGUUUUGUGGAGCAGCAGCAACAGACAAGGAUACAGGCCUGAGCCUUCUUGCCAGAGAAAAGAGAAUUACAGUAGAGGAAUAUAAAUCCAUCAGAGAUUCAAACACCCCACACAUACUUGUUGACACAAGAUUACCAGUUGAGCAAGAAAUUUGUGCAUUACCAAACAGCGUUAACAUUCCAAUGAGUCAAAUAGAGAAGGAGAAGAGUCGAGACAUCAUCCAGAGCAAUUUGGCAAGUCAUGGAACUAAGAAAGUGUUUUGCAUAUGUCGUCGAGGGAAUGAUUCACAGAAGGCAGUUUUAGAGCUGUCACAGUUAUUAGGAGAAGAAUAUGAAGUCAAAGAUGUCAUAGGAGGGCUGACAGCUUGGGCCAACAAGAUAGAUUCUUCUUACCCAGUUUAUUAAUGACAAAUAUGAGUAAUUGUCUAAAGCAUUCUCAAGGGAGCGAAUAUGAAAUUUAUGGUUGUUAUUAAGUUGAAAGUGUAUUUUUACAGGUUUUCUUAAAGUGUUUUAGUCAAGAAAUGUUAAUAAACUUUGACAAUGUCCAUUGUUUAAUUAAUUUAUAUGAAAGAUCUUAACUUUGUUACUCUGUUACUAGAUCAUUUUUAUUAAUAGCAUAUUUUACUCUUUCAAAAUUAAUAAAAUUAUGAAAAAGUGAAACAAAGAAAAUAUAUGAAUACAAAUGAAGAGCAAAGCAUUCUUCUGAAUGGAAAAAUAGAUUUGUAAUUGUGAUUUUUCAUUCUAAAUUUCUAUAAGCAUUACAUAAUACUACUUCAAAAAGGGAUUUAGUUUUAAAGUGUAAGUAAAAAAGCUCAAGGAGACCAAAAUAGUCAUAAGAGUAGUAGUGGUUGAAAAACCCACAAUGCACAAACUAGAUUUAUUGAAAUAAAUGAGACAACAGUUUUGAAAUCCUCCAGGAUGAAGAUGGAAUCCAGGUUUUUGAAACUGUGGUCUCAUUUAUUUCAAUAAAUCUAGUUUGUGCAUUGUGGGUUUUUCUACCAUUUUAUCAACACGGUAGUUUUUUUCCAUUCACAGUCAUGAGAGUAGAAAAAGGUGUAAAUGAGAAUGAACAUCUUCACAUUACAAGAGAUGUAAGUGCCUGGUUUUGAUUGUAUCUUCAGAAAUGUCUUACACCUGCUGUGCAUUUUGAUGCUUUCUCUACCAUAUCUUUAUGAUGCAAAUAUAUUAAACAAAUUAACCAAAAAGAGUCCUUGCUGUUAAACUGAAAACGUACAGUGAAAUGACAGGUGAUGAUAUAUGUGAUUUUUCACUGAUAUGAAAUAGUUUUUUCAUAAUAAAAUAUCACACAAGUGUUGGGAUAAGCAUAAGUAGGUAUAGUGAAUGCAAGCAACCUGACUUUUACAGAUUAUAAUUAGAUUUUGCCAUAAAAUUCACAUAUGCAUUUGAUGGUUAAUGGUUAAUGCUUUGAACACAUAAAUGUGCCAGACGUCAAAGGUCUGAUUGCACUAUGGUAAAAGUAUUGUGGUGAAAAGGAUUUAAUGGAGUUUAUUAGAACAAAAUGUCUUGGGUUUUAACGGUCAUAUGAGUUUGAAACCAGCAAUAACUGAGAAUGUUCCCUCUGAUCUCACCACCUGGGCAGUCCCCUGAUCAGACAGGAUGCAAAAAUAUUGUUAUUCGGGACAUUAAGUUUUUCUUUUCUUUUUUUAAAUAUUAUAAUUACAUAAAGACAUGAAUAAAAUUAGAAAUUAAAGUUGAUUUGCUGCUCAAGACAGCAAAAAUGUUUCAUGCCUUAAGUAAAUAAAAUAUGACAAGUCAGGUUUCAGCUGAGAAUGUGUUUUUCGUAAUUCAUAAAACAUCAGUUUGUCAUGGUAUUGUAGCCGACCCCCGCAACCUGCAGCGCGGCACACUUCCCCCAGGUUGGGUCCAGGUCCACAGUCUGUCCUCUCGCCCUCACUAUCAGCAGCUUCUCAAAGACGCAUAACGAGACCCGAUUGGUUGACACCGGACACAUCACGGCUCACCUAUUGGACCACAGGCUCCCCUCGUUCCCUGGUAGCUGGCACAGCUCAGCCCUACCUAAGCUCCAGCGUCCGGGCCGAGUUCAGCACUCACCGAUCCUCCAGCAGAGCAAGACACAGCAGCAAGCAACCAGGACUACCCAGGCCUUAGUCAUUGGGGGAGCCGCCUCGGUUCUCCCCAUCGAUCUCCAGCACCCAGCCAUACCUGUGGGCACUCACACCCACACACAAAAGCUCCUUAAAGAGAUGAUUGACACCAGUCUAUGGCGGAUGCAAAUCCAUUGCUACAGUAUCUCACAAUUCAAUUGUCUGACACCACUAGCACAAAAACAUAUUUGUGUUACAGCCUGUGCCUUACAUUUCUAUAAUUUUUUAAAGGUAUUUAUGAACACUAUUUCUGAGUAUAUUCAAUGUUAUAUUGCUUCAAGAAGACAAAUAAAAUUGUAAUUUGCA